AUUGUUUCAGUUCAGAGAUUUAUCUCGAUUUGGGUUGGUGGUGGUGGUGAUGAUGGCUCCAAAAUCAACAGAAAGGGCUCUCAACUUCCGAAAACAACAGAGACGGCUCCUGUUUCUAAGUAUUGCACGGACCUGCAAGAAUCUACGGAGUGAUCACAAGGACAGAGAUCCUCAGCGCAUGCCAGCCAACACCUACCUUGAGCAACAAGCUAAUGUACAUGCCCUGGCUGGUUUAAAGAUCGAAAACAGUACAGUGGAGAAAGCUCCCUCACAAUCCAUUUCUGCUGGAGCGGUUUCUGGUGCCCCUCAUUGUGCUGAUACUUCAGAUAUGUUGAAACUCAGAGAGUACAUGCGAAAGCUUGUUUUAAAUACGUUACAGCAAUAUAAACCAUGUCCGGCUGAUGAUGCAUCAAAGGCCAAGUAUAUGACUGUUGCUAGACGCUUAGAACAGAUGCUAUUUAAGAUGGCAAUCUCAAAGGAGGAGUACAUGAACCAGUCUACCCUUGAGUCUAGGAUUGCGAGCUUAAUAAAAGGCAAACAGUUGAAUAAUUACAAUAAGAGGCGUACUAAUUCUUCUUUGGUUGGAAAGAUGGCACCUACGACUACUGGAUUAUCACACGCUGGUGCUAGUGUUGGUUUAGGGCCUUCAGGUAACACUGUUGGUCCCAUGGAUCAUGAUGUUUUGGAACUUCGCGAGUACAUGCGAACCCUUGUCUUCAGCGAGUUACAUAAGCACCAUCCAUGUCCAGCCGAUGAUGCAUCAAAGGCUAAGUAUUUAGAUGUUUCUAGACGCUUAGAGGAGGGUAUCUAUCAAAUGGCAAACACAAAGGAGGAUUACCUAAACCCGUCGACCCUUACUUCUCGCUUGGCUAGCUUAACAAGGGGUAAAAAAUUGAAUAACUACGGUCAGAUUCAGCAAAAUGCUAAUUCCUCUUCGCCUGGAACAAUGACUACACUCGCUCCUGAAGUUUUUGCUGAGACCACGAUGGUUCUUGAGAGCGGAGAUGAGUUGGAGACAGAGAUCGCAGAGAAUCUGAAGUCCAUGAACCUCUACAGCUGA
Messenger RNA from Brassica oleracea var. oleracea, 1060 nucleotides. RefSeq names its product histone acetyltransferase HAC12-like. Lineage: Eukaryota; Viridiplantae; Streptophyta; Magnoliopsida; Brassicales; Brassicaceae. The record is from RefSeq and is a predicted model, not a curated record. The coding region runs from base 50 to 1060 and encodes 336 amino acids. The transcript has 6 exons.